Pogoniulus pusillus (Red-fronted tinkerbird) is the source of this 4313-nucleotide messenger RNA. It is a transcript of the gene ARHGAP6, whose product is annotated as Rho GTPase activating protein 6. The transcript is spliced from 13 exons. The coding region runs from base 435 to 2849 and encodes 804 amino acids. NCBI's taxonomy places the organism in Eukaryota, Metazoa, Chordata, Aves, Piciformes, Lybiidae. Gene Ontology annotation, biological process: signal transduction. The record is from RefSeq and is a predicted model, not a curated record.
CGCCCCGCGGCAGGAAGGGACUCCCCCUGCCGCCCCGCCUCGCGGGCCGGCCCGCAGGUGCGGCCGGGCUGAGCGCUGCAGCAGGAGGCGGGCAGGAGCCCGGCCCCGCCGCGAGGGAGUCACCGGCGCUGGGCGGGAAGGGCUAAACCGCCGCCUCUCCAGCGGCGCGGGGGAGCGCCGGCGCCUCCUCCUCCAGCUCCCGCUGCCGCCCGGCUCCGCCGAGGGACUGCCGGCUCCAGCGGCGGGGUGGGGACAGCCGGGGGCGGGGUGGAGGUAGAAGUUGCGAGGAGCGAGGACGGGACUGGAGGCUGCCGGGCUGGAGCCCCGCGCUGCUGCCGCAGCCGUCUGAGGGCAGCGCACUGCCCAGCGCUGCUGUGGCCGGUUCCGCCGCACCGACUGGAGUCAGUGGCCCCUUGGCCUGUCUGUCCGCGCCCAUGGGGGACUCGGUGUUCAGCGAGAAGCCGGCGCUACACUACGCGGGUGAUUUCACUUGGAACAGCAUGUCAGGGCGCAGCGUUCGGCUGAAGUCAGUUCCCGUUCAAAGCCUCUCGGAGCUGGAGCGUGCUCGGCUGCAGGAAGUGGCUUUUUAUCAGUUGCAGCAGGACUGUGACCUGGGCUGUCAGAUUACUAUCCCCAAAGAUGGACAAAAGAGGAAGAAAUCACUAAGAAAGAAACUGGACUCACUAGGAAAGGAGAAGAACAGAGACAAAGAAUUUAUUCCCCAGGCUUUUGGAAUGCCCUUGUCCCAAGUGAUUGCUAAUGACCGAGCCUACAAGCUGAAGCAAGACUCUCAGAGAGAAGAGCAAAAAGAUGUUUCAGAUUUCGUGGCCUUUCUUUUGCCAUUCGGAACUAAAAGGCAGAACAAAGAACUUUCCAGCAGCAACUCAUCUCUUAGCUCAACUUCAGAAACACCAAACGAAUCCACUUCUCCUAACACUCCCGAGUCAGCACCACGAGCAAGGAGGCGGGGUGCAAUGUCUGUGGACUCUAUUACAGAUCUGGAUGACAAUCAGUCACGAUUAUUAGAGGCUCUCCAGCUCUCUUUGCCAGCAGAAGCCCAGAACAAGAAAGAAAAAGCAAGAGAUAAGAAACUAAGCCUGAACCCUAUUUACAGGCAGGUUCCCCGGCUUGUAGAUAGUUGCUGCCAGCACUUGGAAAAGCAUGGUCUCCAGACAGUAGGAAUAUUCAGAGUUGGAAGCUCAAAAAAGAGAGUAAGACAGUUACGUGAAGAGUUUGACCGGGGCGUGGAUGUUGUGUUAGAUGAAGAGCACAGCAUUCAUGACGUUGCUGCUUUGUUGAAGGAAUUUCUUCGUGACAUGCCUGACCCUCUUCUCACCAGAGAACUUUAUACACCUUUCAUCAACACUCUCUUAUUAGAACCAGAUGAGCAGCUAAACACCUUACAGCUUCUCAUUUAUCUUCUACCUCCCUGCAACUGCGAUACUUUACACCGGCUGCUGCAGUUCCUCUCCACAGUGGCUGGCCACGCAGAAGAUACCACAGACAAAGAUGGCCAAGAAAUUACUGGCAACAAAAUGACAUCACUUAACCUGGCUACCAUCUUCGGCCCUAACUUGUUGCACAAGCAGAAGUCUACAGACAAAGAAUUCUCAGUUCAGAGCUCAGCUCGAGCUGAAGAGAGUACUGCUAUCAUAGCUGUUGUACAGAAGAUGAUUGAAAACUAUGAAGCCCUUUUCAUGGUUUCCCCUGACCUACAGAAUGAAGUCCUUAUUAGCCUAUUAGAGACUGACCCAGAUGUUGUAGACUAUUUGUUGAGGAGGAAAGCUUCCCAGUCAUCGAGCCCUGAGAUGCUGCGGUCAGAAGGUUCCUACUCCACAGGAGGAAGGCAUUCUUCCACAGACUCCAACAAAGCUUCAAGUGGAGAUGUCUCCCCUUAUGACAACAACUCCCCGGUACUCUCGGAGCGCUCACUGGUGACAAUGCAAGAAGAAGUUGCCCGCAGCCCAGAUAAGCUGUACAAGGUACCCGAGCAGUACGCACUGGUUGGGCACUUGCAACCUAAGACAAAGGAGAAUUCUUCUGCAUCACAGGCUGGAAAAGAUGUUUCUGAAGAUCAUUUUGAUAUCUGGGGUACCUGGCAUUCAACACUGAAAAGUGGCUGCAAAGAUCCAUCAAUGACAGGUUCUUAUGGGAACAUUUAUGAAAGCAGCUCACUGCGACCGGGACAGUGCUCUCUUUCCCAGGGGAACCUCGCCUUAUAUUCUCCUCAGUGGCAGAGCAGCUCCUCUGACUUGGACACGAGCAGGCAGGCCAUGAGAAGGAGCCAGACGACUGCUGCCAUUACUGAGUGCCAGCUCCAUCCCACGGUGUCUCGGAUGUGCAGUAACUCACAAAUUCAGCUUGGCAGUAGGAGUUCAGAUCUGCCACACUCCAAGUCAGAGCAGCAUUUGACUUUAAGCAGUGUGGAGGACCUCAGUGAGCGUGACUCGAGUGCAGGUUGUUCACAAGGCACAGCCAAGCCUCCCUACAGGAAAGAGCGACCACCACCUCCCUACCCAGGCACAGCGAAAACGAGCUCUGUGUUGUCACAGCGAUCCAGUGUUUCUUCAACGUUGCACUCUUUGUGGAGAUUUCAACGCCCAGAAAAAAAUUCAGGGACCAGAGCAGCUGGAGGACCACCACCUAAAGCUCCUGACCGGGCUCCAUCCAAGCAGGAGCAUCUGGCCCCACACACUCAAGCAGGUCACAUCUGUUCCACAGCACCUCACAGUCAGAACAGUAAAAGUAUUUCGGAGUCGGACUGGCAUGAUUGGCAAAGGGAGAGGUGGCAGAUUUGGGAGCUAUUAUCAGCUGAUAACCCUGAUGCCCUCCCAGAAACCCUUGUAUGAUUGGACUCUACAGAGCUGCCACUUACACCUGUGCCUCUGUCUCAUAGGAAAACAGUGGUGAUGUUGGAAAGUGGAGGUGGGGGGUGAGGGCGCAUUUGUUUUAUACCAAACUGAACUGCAUCUACUUUUCAUUUUUUAAACUCAGUUCACUUUAAUUUCUUAACAGCACUGUCAAGCAGCCCAUUUACAAAUACAACCUGUUCCCUGUUUUUCAGCAAGCUUUUGAGAAAAAAAAAAAAACCAAACUAAACAAAAAAGAUGAAAAGAUUUAGUCUCAUAACUCCGUAUGCAAACGCUGUGUGUAAGAUCAGACCGUCGCUUUGAUGUUGCUUAAACGUGUAUUUAUAUCUCUGCCCCUUCUGAUGGUUGUAUAUUCUGUGGUGAGUAUUGUAUGAUAAUCAUGUAUUAUGUUUUCAUAUACAGAUGGCAAGCAAUCGUGACUGCUUUGUUGUUGUUGUUGUUUUUAAAUCACUGCACUUGCAUUACCCUGAUAUGCCUUGGAACUCUCUAGAAAGUGCACAAGCUGGUUUCUGUGCUUAUAGUAAAGUAAAUAAACCCCCCCCCAAAACUGGAGGAAGUUGUCCUCCUUUUCACUGCCUGUUGAAAAACACUAACCUAGAGUGGAACGUGAAAAGCCAUAUAUUUUAUAAGGGUAGUAGUGAGCUUAGAGGUUAAAGUACUAAAUCUAUAUAUUUUUUUUCUUAUAUUUACAAACAAAAUUAAACUUUGAUACAAGAUUGUAAAAAAUUUUUCUUUUUUUCUUUUUUUUUUUUUUUUUAUAGACUCUGAUAGGAAGCAGCUUAGAGAAUCAACUAAGAGCAAGGCCAGGCCCAAACCAACUAAGGAAGGUCUGUCUUUCCCAUUCUAGAGGAAAAACCAGUGUUAUGUAUACAGAAUAUAAUAUAUAUAUUUAUAAAUGUAUGAUUUUAUGUAUUGCUCUAAAAACAGUAAACUGGAAUCCAAAGUUUAGAAAACCAAACCAAGUAAAUUGAGGCUUGUAACAGCUGAGAAAGAAUACAGCUUUGCCUUUGAAAUAGCAAAGCUUGAGCAUUAAGUCAGAGAAAGCUUCAAAACACCCAAAAUAAUCAAUGCAGACAGACGUAGGAAAGGGAGUUUGAGAACUGAACAGGACGUUUGGAAAAGUUGACAGCUGCAUUUCUAUAAACACUGUGCCAAAGUGGGGGUCAAUUGUGCUUCUUGGGGGGGGGGUGACUGUGUGUUGCGCCGUUAAACGUUGCCGGUUUAGACGCAUUCCGGUGGGUUUGAGUUGCAAAAUCGCCUGUGGCCAGCAGGUGGCGAUGUACUUCAGUAUUCUUUUUAUCACUUGCUAAGGGAAAGUAUAUCGAAAGGACUCUAUAAAACCUAUUAGUCUUAAUUCUAACGAAGUUGAAGACUUAUCCAGUGAUGUUGUCUUUAAGUUCUAUCUUGUGCCAUAAUGAUGUGGAAUAAAAAAGCUAAGCAAAA